GGAAGCAUCCCUUCAUCUCCUGUCAUCUACUCUCUGUUCUUCUUUCCCUCAAAACACAAAAACCUCCUACUCUUUGAUCCAUAACCUAUCAUCUUCAGAACGAAGAAGAUGAAGCACUCCAUGUUUGUUCCAAUUUCUUCCGCGCUAACCAUCUGCUACCCUCUUCUCUAAUUCACCAACCAACUACCAUCAUUUUCUAUCCACCAGCAACCUCCAAACUCUGCUGCCGGCACCGCAAAGGACACCGCCUCCUUCAGAAACUUAGGUUGCCAUUGCAAUUGAUCAAAUGGAUAUUAAUGGGCAUGGUGAUGCUGUGGAGAACGUGGGAAAUGCUACAGAAAUACAAAUAUAGUGCUAAGAAUUUUGCACUCUAAAAAAACUAUAGAAACAGGGGAAAAUACACACCUAAUUGAGAUAAUUAGCAAAUCACUCCGAGGCUGCUUCCAAACCGCCAUCCGAUGGCACCCAAAGAGCCACUGGUGAUCUCUAACAAGGACGAGAUGAGGAAAUGGUCAAGGGCCAUGAGAUGCCAGGGCAAGGUCAUCGGACUUGUGCCUACCAUGGGCUACCUUCAUGAGGGCCACCUUACUCUUGUCAGAGAAGCUCACAAGCAUGCCAAUGUUAUAGCUGUAUCAAUCUAUGUAAACCCAGGGCAAUUUUCACCAAAUGAAGACCUUUCCACAUACCCUUCUGACUUUGAUGGUGAUAUCCGAAAGCUUAUGUCUGUUCCUGGUGGUGUUGAUGUUGUCUUCCAUCCCCACAAUUUGUAUGACUAUGGAAAUGAUAAGAGGAAUAGUAAUGUUGCAAUUGAGAGUGACAAAACGGUGUCUUGUGUUGAUCAAGGUGGAUUUGGGCAUGAAACUUGGGUUAGGGUUGAAAAUCUUCAAAAGGGUCUUUGUGGAAAUAGCAGACCUAUUUUUUUUAGAGGUGUUGCUACCAUUGUGACCAAGUUAUUUAAUAUAGUGGAGCCUGAUGUAGCUGUCUUUGGAAAAAAAGAUUAUCAGCAGUGGCGAAUUAUUCAAAGAAUGGUUCGAGAUCUUGAUUUUUCCAUUAAAAUUGUUGGUUCUGAAAUAACCCGUGAGGAUGAUGGCUUGGCAAUGAGUUCGCGUAAUGUGCGCCUUUCAAUGAAAGACAGGCAAAAUGCACUAUCUAUAAAUAAAUCUUUGUUAAAAGCUAAAUCAGCAGCAGCAGAUGGUCAGGUGCAUUCUGAGAAGUUGAGAAACUUAGUGAUCCAAUGUAUUACUGAGGCUGGUGGACAGAUUGAUUAUGUUGAGAUUGUUGAUCAAGAGAAUUUGGAGAAAGUGGAGUUUAUCAAUGGCCCUGUUGUCUUGUGUGUUGCAGCAUGGUUUGGGAAAGUGAGACUUAUAGACAACAUGGAAAUUAACUUAAAAAUGGAUGUGAGGAAAUGAUAUAGUUAAGCUACCAUGUCUCAUCUUAGCUCAUGCACAAUGCAAUGAUACACCACCUUUUUUCCGACCUCUUUCUUGGUAUGAAUUACUCUUCAUUACUGGUAGGUUUAUUUUGUUAGUUGGCUGAUAAUAAUAGAACACACCGAUGGUUAUUCUCCAUGACAACAGUGUAAUAAAGUCAUAAACUAUAGAAAGAAAAAAAAAUGAAAAAGUAUCGUUUGCAAAAGAGAAUUUGUAAAUGACAAUUGUCGGGAAUGUUAUACAAGUGUUUGACUUUUUAUUUUCUUUCUUUAAUGGGUAA
Molecule: messenger RNA, 1710 nt
Organism: Arachis duranensis
Lineage: Eukaryota; Viridiplantae; Streptophyta; Magnoliopsida; Fabales; Fabaceae
Product: pantoate--beta-alanine ligase
Exons: 6
Coding region: 459-1409 (316 amino acids)
Biological process (GO): pantothenate biosynthetic process
Molecular function (GO): pantoate-beta-alanine ligase activity
Source: RefSeq, a predicted model, not a curated record